Chaetomium fimeti is the source of this 2871-nucleotide messenger RNA. RefSeq lists its product as uncharacterized. Gene Ontology annotation, molecular function: potassium ion transmembrane transporter activity. Gene Ontology annotation, cellular component: plasma membrane. The transcript is spliced from 3 exons. Gene Ontology annotation, biological process: potassium ion transmembrane transport. The record is from RefSeq and is a predicted model, not a curated record. NCBI's taxonomy places the organism in Eukaryota, Fungi, Ascomycota, Sordariomycetes, Sordariales, Chaetomiaceae. The coding region runs from base 404 to 2764 and encodes 786 amino acids.
CAACACUACGGAUCCCGACUACCACCGUCAUCGCGAUGCUAGCGGGAAGAAAACGCUGUUGAGGCCACUCCCGGCCUUCCGAUCCCACCAAUCCGACCCACUCUCUGACGUUUACUUCUUUUGUCUCUCCUUCACGCAGCGGCGUGACCUCAUCGACUCCGAACACUCGGAGCCUCUCGCUCUUUCGACGACCUAGGCACAGUCGGUUUCUUCGCGGGCGAGGAACGACUUGUGCGUCCGGCAGCAAAGCCAUCACUUGAAUCACUCUUUUUACGAUACCCCAACGGCACAUCGAUUGUGUCGACGACUUCAACUUCACCAAUUCUUCUUCGACAGUGUCGAUACCACAUCUUGUUGGUCCGGCUAGCCCGUUUUCUUGCGCCUGGUUCGCGCCAUCCACACAAUGGGUUUUCUUAGGCAUGGUAGGCGGGAUGUCGAGGUCCAUCCCGAACAGAGGUGGGAUUUCAUUAGUCUCAACGAUUUCAAGUCCACCUCCUGCUUCGCGCCGUUGGCCUACGGCUACCUCUGGUUCUCCCUAUUUAUCUCGCUCGCCGUCUAUGCUGUUGACGUGUUCACCGCCUACCAACUUCUCGCCUUCAACAGAUGGUCCUCGCAGAUUGAGCCCGCCCAAUUCGUCCCUUUCGACAUCUCGAAAUGGAUCUUCACCGUCUGCAUCCUUCUUUCCUUUGCCAAUCUUGCCUAUGAGUACUUCCGUGCCAUAACAAUCAUGCGCAGAGGGAGCGUGGCCGAAUGCUUCUUGGACAGCUUGGCUGCGCGUCUGGAGUGUAUUCGGAUGGGAAACGGCCGAGGUUGGAAGAGAUUCCUGGUCUUUGCGGAGCUCACCAAGAGUAAAAAGGGCGCCGAGUACAUUGCCCUCUUCACCUUCUUCAGCUUUCAAUCUUGGAUCCGCACUAUUCUUUGUUCCGGGCCUCGCCAGGCCAUCAACGCAAUGACCCUCUACUCUGUCUACGACGCGAGGCUUCAAAUCAACCAGGCCAGCUUCGAAUCCUCUCUCGCCGACUUCUUUGAUAAGAUUAGCGCUCUUGCGACCGAGGAACCCCGUCAGGCCGUCAUCCUGUCCGGUAUGCUCUUCACUCUCGUCAUCUGGAUCUUCUCCUUCCUGUCAUUGCUCCUCGCUGCGUUCUUCUUCGUCUUCUUCUUGUGGAGGUACAUCCCCCGAGAAGAUGGCGGCUUGUCCGGGUUCUGCGAGCGCAAGAUCAACAAGCGCCUCAAGCAAAUCGUCUCCAUCAAGAUCAACAAGGCCAUGGCCGAGGAGGAGCGGCAACGAAAGAAAGCGGAGCUUAAGGCGGCGAAAAAGAACGGCGGUGACAGGCCGAUGACGAUGAAGCCAUCCCUGCCCGUUCUCGGGGACGACAACCUCGCGCAAAUGCCAUCCCUCAGCCGGGCGGACACCUUUGCCUCUUUCGCAGAAAAGCCAUCUCACCCGAGUACCCCUGGGAGCUUCGAGAUGAACUCUCUCGGCCGAAAGCCGCCCAUGCCAUCGAGAUUGGACACCAAAACGAUGACGGCGAGCCAGUAUUCGGCCGAUACUUCACUUCUAGGCGGCGCUGCCGGGAUGGGCAUGGCCAACUCCGAAUCAUCUACCCCGACUUUGCCACCAAUCGACCUCGGAGGCUACCCGCCAGUACGCACCGCAACGUCAUCAUCUAGCAGGAGCUACGGACCUCCUCCGCCACUCAAGGGAUUGGCCUCGAGCGGCUCCUCUUUGCGCGGCUACACAGCUAGCCCCGCGACUUUUGCGUCCGAACCCAUGCCAUCUCUUCCGCCACCCGUUAUGUCACCAGUUGGACCCUUUAACAACUAUAGAGGCCCCGGUCCGAAUCACCCGAACCAGCCGAGGUUACCCUAUACCGGGGAUAACAGACUGCCCCAGCGCGGGGACACCAGGUCACCUUUCCCUGAGGACCAUAGGCUGCCCCAGCGCGGUGACACCAGAUCUCCCCAUCCUGGUGAUACCAGGUCGCCUUUCCCUGGGCAUAACGGACUUCCCCAGCGCGGGGAUACUAGAUCUCCCUAUCCCGGUGACACCGGGCUGCCUUUCCCUGGUGACAACAGGAUACCCCAGCGCGGCGACACUAGGUCGCCCCAUCCUGGUGAUACCGGGUCGCCUUUCCCUGGGGAUAACGGACUGCCCCAGCGCGGCGAUACCAGGUCUCCCUAUCCCGGUGACAACAGGAUACCUCAACGCGGCGACACUAGCUCGCCUUUCCCCGAAGACAACAGAAUGCCCUACCCUGCCGACAACAGGUCGCCCUUCGACGACCUAGCGAGCGGACGUGCUAGCCCCGCCCCAUCGGCAACCACAUACCGCAGCAACCCAAUGUCACCGCGCGGACCGGGGCCGGAUGGCUACCCCAUUCGCAGUGCCACGAACCCAAUGCCGCCACGGGGUGCGCCCCAGUUCCCGCCCUCAAGAGCCAUGACCCAGCCCAUGCAGCCUUUCCACCGGCCAACCAAUAGCAAUGGCUCGCAGAGGAGCAUGCAAAGUGCGGCACCGCUGUACCAGCCGUACCAACCCUACCAUCAACCGAGUGCUAGCAACAGCUCGUUAAGGAAUAUGGUCAACGCGGUGUCGUACGAUGAAUCAGACAUCGUUAGCGAGUACAGCGGGUUUUCAAGUCAGCCGAACCCUGCUCCGUCCAACAACCAGAGGGGACCUCAGGGCGGGUAUGGCGACAACAACAACCGCAACGACGACGACGGGUGGAACCGAGACUUGGAGAGGGGAGGGCCGAGAUAUUGAGUGUUUCAUAAACGGGACCGCACCGGGUAUAAACAAAACAUCUACCUUCCCCUGAGUUGAUGGUAAUCUGCCAUUCCUCAUUCUCGAGUGGCGACGUUGCAUAAAGU